This is a messenger RNA of Dimorphilus gyrociliatus, 3846 nucleotides long. NCBI's taxonomy places the organism in Eukaryota, Metazoa, Annelida, Polychaeta, Dinophilidae. The record is from the annotation of a GenBank genome assembly.
GCCCGACUGAAACACGUGCAAGUUGGAAGAGUCCUUUAACGUGUUUAGAAAAGACAACAGAAUCUAGUGUUUAACAUUUAUAAUUGUUAAACUAUUUUCAUUUAUUAAGUUUAAUCAAAAAAUCUCUUGAGAAUAUACUUCAACCAGCUUUGUAAGGUAAAAAUAAUGAUUUCGACAAUGAAUAGAAAACAAGGGUUAAAUCAAAGAGUUCGUUUUGCAAAACCCCCUUUUACUGAAUGGUGCAAAUUGGUACGUUAUGUUUGGUGCAAAAGAAGAGUUCCAAAUAAGACAAAUAUGAUUUUAGAAAGUCUCAUAAGAGCUUUAAAAUCACCGGAUGGAGCAAAAGAGAGUGAAAAUGUAUGGAAACUAUUAAAAGAUAUAUUCCUAUUUGUAAAAGGAAAUAACGAGAAAAUAAUUAUUAAAUCAACAUUAUUGGAUUGCUUAUGUGAAAAUAUAGAUGGAAAUUUUUCACUAUUAGUUUUGGAAUGCUUGUCCCUCUUAUUCGACACAGUAAGCCGUAGUUGUCUGGCUGGUUUAUUUGACCAAAUAGGUAAAAUACUAUGCAAAGUAGUAAAUUCCGACGAUUAUUUAAUUGAAAAGGUAAUUAAUGCCAUAAGUCUGUCACAAAGACAUAAAGGAGUUACUAAAAUUAUGGAAUAUGUUUGUCAAGUUUUAAAAGUAGUCUUCCAUCUGGAAGAUCCUAAUGAAAGGAUUCUAAGUUAUCUUACAAGCACUAUAUUAACUUUACAAUUUAAAGAUAAUCUUCUUCAACAAUCUAAAUCAGCUUUGGUUACUAAAUUUAAAGACUGUCUUGUAGAAGGAAACUAUACUAGUCGGCUUCUGCAGAGAUUGCCUAAAGAAUUCUGCGAAAAGUAUAACAAUAGGAAAGGUCAAGAGGAGUUCUUAGCUAUAAUCUUUGAUAUAUCCUUAAAAAAGAUAGGGAAUGGGAAAAAAGAGGAUUUGCAGAGUCUAAUAACCUUAUUACGUACAUACAGCUCUUGUGAAAUUGUACCAGAAUGUAAAGAAAUAUGGAUAAAAUUGUUACAAUUGGAGAGAAAUAAUAAUUGGUUUGAAUGCGCAAAUAUUCUAUACGAGCUUGACCAUUCAAAAGCCAAUUUAAAAGAUAUUUUACCCUGUUUCGAACCCCAUAACGCUUUUGAUACCGAAAAUAACUUUUAUAGUUCAGUUAUAUCAACUCAAUGGAAACUUCGAAGGUUGCCAAAAUUUUUUAUAUCUCUUUUGGAAUUAGAAGAUAUCAACAGUUCGGCAUUAAAAUACUUAGGAAAUAAACUGGAAGAAUCAACAAGUAACAUUUGUUUAGAUUGCUGGAAAGUUUGCCUUAAUCAUAAAAAUUCCUUUACGAAAUCUUCUAUUAAAUUACUCUCAACAGUUGUAGAAUAUUUUAUCAUUUCAGAUAAACUACUGUUACAAGGUACAAAUGUUAAACUUGUAGAAAUUAUGGAUGAAACCAGAGAAAGAAUAAAAAGUAGUAUAGGUACCGAAGAGAAUAGCCUUAAGGAAGAUGAAAUAUUCAUUCCUUGCUUAAAGUUACUCUAUGCAUUAACGAAUUUGCAAUUUCUCCUAUCAACAACUUUAGAUGUCAGUUACGAACCAGAGAUAAAGAAAGAAAAAUCGAAUUUUUCAUUCUCUCUUCUUAAAGCUCCAUGGAAAGAUGUAGCGAAACACUGUCAAAAUUCAAUUGAGGGACGUAGUAUUCUAGCUAACUUUUCAAUUCUUAAAAGUCGUAUAGCUAAACAUUUUAGCUAUAAUGAUAGUGAAAAAAUCAUUAGAAAUUCUAUAGAAUUCAUCUACGAAUUAACCUUGUGCGAGAGUGAUAACGAUAUCUUCGAGAGUACUAAAAAGAAUUUCGAUCUAAUAUAUCCUUAUAUGAGUAAAGAUAUGAAGGAGAACUUUUGUAAUAGAAUUAUAGAGAAUGAAAAUUUGGCGAUUAUCUCUAAAGCUUUUGAAUAUAAAGAAUUACAUACAGUCCUCUUUUCACAAGUGGUUAAAAAUCUAACUGAAACAUUGAAAGGCAAGAAAACGUUUAAAUUAUGGAAUGAUCACUCGAUUGAAUUAUUAAAAACUAAUAACACUAACAUAAAGUCUAUUAGUGAAGAUAUUCUCAACUUUCUAAAGGUCGAUAUUAGCAAUCAUCCUAAAGCAAAAUCUACAACUAUAAACAUUCUUACAAAAACGAUGAAUUUGCUUUUAGAUUUUCCUUUUGAGUCAUUAGAAUCUGAUUUAAAGUUGAAAUUCGCUCUGCUGUAUUUACUGUACUCUGCUCUUCCUCUCGAUAAAUCGAAUAAUGCAACCCUACUUAAUACUUGCUUGAAAGGUCUCAUUAAAGUACUAGAUACUAAAGAAGCAAGUGACCUGUGGAAAUAUUUGCAAUGGAAUAAAGUAUUGGAAUAUUUGCAAAGCAGAUUUUUGAAAGAAGAUUAUUCCUUCGAUUUGGCUAGACUGCUUAAGCAAGUUUCCAAUGUUAUGAUUAUUAGUUUGGCCAAAUCCGAAUAUAUACUCAGUUCGAAACAAACAAAAGAAUUUUUUAAGAAUCAAGUAGCUUCAUUAAAUGAACUGAAGAAUGUACAAUCAUCAAAUUGGGUUUUGGCUGCUAAUUACACUUCACUCGAACUCUUUUUAUCAAAGACUUUAUCUUUUUCUAAGCGCCACUAUUUAAAAGGUGAAAAGAAGAAAAUAUGCUCCGAAUUCUAUGAAAGUCUCAGUAUUCAAUCAUUUAAAAUAUUGGAGAAUGUAUUAAAAAGCACGAAAUGCUCUAAUUGUAUCGAUUGCUCAAUGAAUAUUUUAGCGGUUUGCCUACAAUCGAAAGAGGCGUCAAAAUAUGCUAAAAAACUAUGGGAAUUAGCUCAAAAGUCGAUAUCUGAAAAGGUUGAGGGAACUUUAAAAUACCUAAAAUGUCUUAGUCAGAAGAGAGAUGAAUUUGAUAUUACUGAAGACUGGUUAAUAGAAAAUUGGUUAGUGUUGGUGAAGUUAAUAAUAAAGGAUUUAAGAGUCGUUAACGAAGAUGUAGAUACUUGUACAGAAAACUUGAUUGGUAUAAUAAGUGGUUUACCCAAAGAAUACAUGUUAAAAGUCGUUCAACAUAUCAUUCAAAUCUCUGCAAACCAAUCUAGCAGGCGCUUUCAAUUGCACUUGCUUCAGAACUUUCUGAAUAAGGAAAGAUCGUUGAUUUCUACAACAUCCCCUGCCGUUGUUACUUUUAUGGAAUCUUGUUGCAAGGGCAACUCGACAGAUCAACUUGAAGUAAUGAAAACUUGUACCGUUAUUAUGCCUCAAGUGGUAAAACGUGAGAUAGGAUCAAGAAUUUUGAGAAUAAUUGAAGUUAUUCUCGAAGGCAACAGAUCUAGCGAAUUUUAUUCAUUAGCAUGCCGAUCUGUACAACUUGCUGUCUCUGGCAACAGCGCACCCCCAUAUUUGAUAGUCAACACGUUAAGUUGCAUUUUAGAAAAUCUAAUGAAAGAAAAUAUGGAAGUAAUUCAAAGUUGUAAAGAGAACUUUGAAAAAGCAUGUGCUAUCUUGUCCAAACCCAACUUUUUAAGAGUAUCUGUUCAACUUAUAGCAGCGUAUUGUAUGCAGGGAGGAAGUUCUACAGGCCCUUUGUCUAAUGCUAUAUAUCACGUAAUGGAUUUGUUGGAAGGAAAAGAUAUGGGUUUGUUGAGAAUCAAUCUACCGCCGGCGGCUUUGACACUAUUCUUAAGCUUAAGUGAAGAAUUUGAAAGAAAUUUUAGAUAUACAGGAAAAGUUUAGAAUUGAAUUCUAUGCAUUAUUUGUAAAUAAUUAUAUAACAAUAUAUGUAAAUACAUAUUUGAUUAAAAACUUCCUUUGUUA